Chelmon rostratus (copperband butterflyfish) is the source of this 1415-nucleotide messenger RNA. RefSeq names its product mitochondrial ribosomal protein L44 (gene mrpl44). Gene Ontology annotation, molecular function: ribonuclease III activity; double-stranded RNA binding. Gene Ontology annotation, biological process: regulation of gene expression; rRNA processing; primary miRNA processing. The transcript is spliced from 4 exons. Gene Ontology annotation, cellular component: nucleus. The coding region runs from base 13 to 1011 and encodes 332 amino acids. The record is from RefSeq and is a predicted model, not a curated record. Lineage: Eukaryota; Metazoa; Chordata; Actinopteri; Chaetodontiformes; Chaetodontidae.
UCAGUGAUCGUCAUGGCGUCAGGCUACAUACUGAAUCGUGGUGCGCUAACGUUAGGGAUUCAUUGUCAGCGGCUUUGCAGAAACAUAUCAUUAGCACAGGUUAGAGGGAAAAAGCGAUGGAUGAAAGCAUACACAUCCCUCAUGGCAAAGAAGUUGAAACUAGAAGGACCUCCACCACCGAAGCCACGCUCUCAGCAGCCUCACUGGGAUUACCAUGCUGAGGUUCAGGCUUUCAGCAGCCGCCUCCACGAGAACUUCUCCAUGGACCUACUGAAAACAGCCUUCAUCAAUCCCUGUUACCUGCAGGCGGAGCAAGAGAGAAGACGGGAGUUAGGUUUGGACUCUGAGACCACUGCGCUUGUUCUGAAAGAUAACGUUCACCUGAGUAAAAAUGGAGCAGGCUUCACCAAAAGCUUCCUGACUGACUGGUGCAGGGCCAGCUUCCCAAGCCUCCCAAGUGAGGGGGUGGAGAGUAUCGUAGGGCACCUUACCAGUUCAGCUCUUGUGGCCCAUGUGGCAAAAAACCUCGGCAUUGAAGACCUAACCAUGAGUGCAGAUUGCCCUGUUCCUGAUGAUGUACUUCAUUCUACAUUCAUGGCAGUGAUUGGAGCUCUACAGGAAAGCAGUGGAGGACCACAAACCGGAUUUUUCCUCAGGGAUUUCUUGGUUACCCAGCUGAUAGGGAAGGACCUGUUUGAUAUGUGGACAGUUGUCAACCCCAUGGGAUUACUGAUGGAGGAGCUUACCAAAAGAAACGUUUGUCUGCCAGAGCCUCGCCUCAUCAGGUCUGCUGGAGCCAGCACCGUCCUGCCACUGUACUUUGUCGGCUUAUACAGCGACAAGAAGCUUCUGGCUCAGGGGCCAGGAGAGACACUUGUAGCAGCCGAGGAAGAGGCCGCUCGUGUGGCCCUCCGGAAACUCUACGGCUACACUGAGAACCACAGACCCUUUGACUUCUCUCCACCACAACAGCAUCAGCAGCCAUUAAUUCAGUCAGUCAGCAACAAUUGAUGAAGAGACAGCUCGUAUGCCGUGGACUACAGAUGUGCUACAAGGUAUUUAGAGAAAGUAAGGGAAAAUAAAGUCACCGUCUACCCUAUUAAACAUUAAUCCAGCACUGGUCAGUGUCAGGAUUGUUUCUGUUGGGUAUUGAAACAUCAGUUCCCCCGAACAAAGGAGAGAAAAAUUAGCCUGGUUGUGUUCGAAUAGAAAAUGUGACAGUGGUGACUAACAGAAAUUAAAUCCUUUCCAUAGCUUACUUUGGCUAAUAACCCAUAGGUUCAGUAGUCCAUGGCACAAAAUAGCCCUCAUAUCUGGUUGCCCUUGUAAAUAAUACAACUGCCAUUUGGUUUACUUGGUAUUCUGUUAUAUGUUAUUCAUCUGCAAUAAAAGUAAUAAGUAUGUGUACAUCAUGA